Messenger RNA from Trichomonas vaginalis G3, 1284 nucleotides. RefSeq names its product nuclear RNA export factor family. Gene Ontology annotation, cellular component: nucleus. The coding region runs from base 1 to 1284 and encodes 427 amino acids. Gene Ontology annotation, biological process: poly(A)+ mRNA export from nucleus. Gene Ontology annotation, molecular function: RNA binding. The record is from RefSeq and is a predicted model, not a curated record. The transcript has a single exon. Lineage: Eukaryota; Parabasalia; Trichomonadida; Trichomonadidae.
AUGUCGCUGAAUUCUACAUAUCUCUUAUUUCCUGUGUAUAAUCAGCCGGAAGUUAAUGAUGUGUUCAAUAGUAGCAAUGUACCAAUUCCAAACAUUGAACCGCUCCCGCCAUGUGGUUGUUUUUUAAUCAUGCCAAAAAAUGCACAAGCGCCAAGAAACUUGCAUAAUGUGAGAGAUCCUAAUAAAAGGUAUUUUGUAAUACCAGUUAAAUAUGAGGAAAGAAAUAACUAUUUAAAUAUUAUCAAACAAAAAAUCGAUCAAUCACAAGACCAACAUAUCCUUGAUUUAUCCGAACUGAAGAGUCAAAUACCCAAUCUAUAUGCACCCAAUGUUGGCUCAUUUGUCUUAUUUUUAGCCGCAAAUUACUCAAUUCAAAAAAAUAAUACCAAUUUGGUACAGACUCUUAAGUUCUGUAACAAUGGCAUAAGAGAUUCCAAUAUUGGCAUGUUCAACCAGAUUAAAGAUAUGUUUACUAGUUUACAAACGUUGGAUUUAUCUGGAAAUUCCAUUAACAAAAAGGUUACGAUAAAUGGUGUUAAUGUAAUUCAAGAAAACUCCAAUUCUAAUAACAAUAAUAAUCAGAACCAAAACAAUCAAAACCAAAGCGAACAAAAUCAGAAUUAUACUGAAAUUCCUGAUGGUCCUUUCUAUAGAGAACCAGUAUAUUUCAAACCAUUACCUCCACCAGCACCUUUGACGAUUAAUCCGAUUUCAUCUGUCUUAGGAGCCGCAGAUCACCUUACCCUUGAUAACUUUGUGUCAUGUUCUCUUGACCAAAACUCAUUUCCUACUCAUCCGUUCAUUAUUGAGUUUCUUGACAGAUCAUGGAACAAUUUAAACAAAAUUGGACUUAUGUAUGCAGAAGAUUCCCAAUUUACUUACUCCAUCGGACCAUAUCUUGAAGGUUCCCCGCUUUCAUUUUAUGCAGAUCACGCAAGAAACUUCUUGAAACCAGAUUCUGUUGAUAACAUCGCACUCGGACCGGCCAACAUCGUUAUGUUACAAAACGAAUUAUUCGGAACAGGCUUUUACGCGCAUCCAACCAGUAUUUUUAGCACAGUUAUCUCAGAAUAUCACGUAUCAACGAUGAUUUCGGGUGGUUUUGCUGACAAAAGCGGACACGUCUUUAGAUUUACAAGAACCAUGGUAAUUGGAUUCUACCAAGAUGGAUUUAAAGUAGUUAAUGAUCAUAUUUAUAUCCAAAAUCCAUCUCAUGCAAAAUUGUCUGGAUUUAAUGAGAAAGAAACCGAAGAGAUCAUGAAAAAAUUCGGUAAAAAGCAAUAG